ACGUUUAUAAAACAGGCCCUCGUGAAACGAACUAAAUUUUACGUCUGGCAACAUUUGUCAGCUGUCGAUAAUUCGAUAUUUCCUCCCGGAGUACAGCAUAAACCUGCAACCAUGUCCGACUCUGCGCCCAGCCGCCCCAUGAAGUUCCCGUACACGAUCUCUGCUAAGAUCGCGCAGUUCCCGUUCAAGUACUACGUCGCGAAUCAGUGGAUCUGGAAGUACUGGAUGGUUGGCAUUGGUGUGUCUAUCCCCAUCUUCUACAAGAUCCACAAAUUGGCAAACUCCCCUGAGAAUGUCAGCAAGUGGGCCGAGAUGAGGAGGAAGGAAGCGGCUGCCCACCAUUAAACUUUUGAUAGCACUUUUUCCGGGCAAAUCAAGAUUAUGGUAUAUUUAAGUUAAGCGAAAGUGAAUAAAUCAUGAGUUAGUUUA
Cydia fagiglandana is the source of this 429-nucleotide messenger RNA. RefSeq lists its product as uncharacterized. The transcript is spliced from 3 exons. The coding region runs from base 112 to 345 and encodes 77 amino acids. The record is from RefSeq and is a predicted model, not a curated record. Lineage: Eukaryota; Metazoa; Arthropoda; Insecta; Lepidoptera; Tortricidae.